This is a messenger RNA of Nerophis ophidion (straightnose pipefish), 2107 nucleotides long. RefSeq names its product aldehyde dehydrogenase 4 family, member A1 (gene aldh4a1). Gene Ontology annotation, molecular function: L-glutamate gamma-semialdehyde dehydrogenase (NAD+) activity. The record is from RefSeq and is a predicted model, not a curated record. Bases 212 to 1882 code for a protein of 556 amino acids. The transcript is spliced from 15 exons. Lineage: Eukaryota; Metazoa; Chordata; Actinopteri; Syngnathiformes; Syngnathidae.
AGUCCUCCGGAACAGACCCCCAGAAAAAAUUGAGAGGCGGUACUCGUUCGUAACGGGUCCAGGCUUCAGUCGUCCGGAGGCGGCACCAUAAGUGAUCGAGAAAGGGGAGGGUUUUCUGUCUGUUUCCACAGUUUUUUUUUGUUGUUUUUUUUAAUUAUAUAGUGCCUGUCGUCCUUCCUCUGUGGCGUGUGUGUUGCGGAACGUGGGGAACAUGCUGUGCGUGACAGCGGCGGCGCGUCAGUCGUGGAGGGGGUUAAAAAGUUCUGCAUGUGCGGCGGUGACGGUGAAAAACGAGCCCAUCCUCUCCUUCAAGCAUGGAAGUGAGGAAAGAAAGGAACUGCUACAGGCACUGGAGCAUGUGAAGGCGAGCACUGAAGAGAUUCCUUGCGUAGUUGGAGAUGAACGUGUGUGGACCAGCGACAUCAGAUAUCAGCUAUGUCCUUACAAUCAUGCUCACAAGGUGGCCAAGUUCUGUUACGCCGACAAGGAGCUGAUCAACAAAGCCAUCAUGGCAUCGUUGGCGGCACGGCGAGAGUGGGAUCUGAAACCCGUCCAGGACCGAGCUCAGGUCCUCUUCAAGGCCGCCGAUGUCAUCAGUGGACCUAAACGAGCGGAGGUCCUAGCAAAGACUAUGGUUGGACAGGGCAAAACGGUGAUGCAGGCAGAGAUCGAUGCGGCUGCUGAGCUCAUCGACUUUUUCCGAUUCAACGCCAAACACGCCGUGGAGCUGGAGUCGCAGCAGCCUCUGGACGCGGAGGGAAGCACCAACACAGCCCUCUACCGUGGACUAGAGGGCUUCAUCGCCGCUGUGGCGCCGUUCAACUUCACCGCUAUCGGCGGGAAUCUGGCUGGAACGCCGGCCGUGAUGGGAAACGUGGUCCUGUGGAAGCCCAGCGACACCGCCAUGUCGGCCAGCUACGCCGUCUACAACAUCCUGAGGGAGUGCGGCCUACCCCCCAACAUCGUGCAGUUUUUGCCGUCAGAUGGCCCCGUGUUUGGAGACGCCGUCACGGCGUCGGAGCACCUGGCAGGAAUCAACUUCACCGGCAGCGUUCCGACUUUCAAGCGGCUGUGGAAGCAAGUGGCCCAGAACUUGGACGUCUACAGAAGCUUCCCUCGGCUGGCCGGAGAGUGCGGCGGGAAGAACUUCCAUUUUGUCCACAAGUCAGCGGAUGUGCCGAGCGUGGUCAACGGGACAAUUCGCUCUGCAUUUGAGUAUAGCGGUCAGAAGUGUUCGGCAUGCUCCAGGAUGUACGUGCCACACAGCCUGUGGCCGCGUGUCCAACAGCAGCUUGUGGAUAUCCUCAAAGAAGUCAGAGUUGGAGAUCCUGUAGAAGACUUCAGCACCUUCUUCUCUGCUGUCAUCGACAACAAGUCUUUCAGCCGCAUAAAAUCAUGGUUGGACCGGGCCAAGACCUCCCCCAAUUUAGAAAUCAUCGCCGGGGGAAAAUGUGACGAUUCCAAAGGCUACUUUGUAGAGCCCACUGUAAUCCUGACCAAAGACCCUCAUGACGCCGUCAUGGAGGAGGAGAUCUUUGGACCCGUUUUGUCCAUUUACGUCUACCCUGACGACGACUACAAGGAGAUAUUGCGACUGAUUGACAGCACGUCGCCGUACGCGCUCACAGGCGCUGUUUUCGCUCUCGACAGGAGCGUUCUGGACGAGGCGUCAAAAGUUCUGAGGAACGCUGCUGGAAACUUCUACAUCAACGACAAGUCCACUGGGUCCGUUGUGGCCCAGCAACCAUUUGGGGGUGCCAGAGCUUCAGGCACCAACGACAAACCCGGCGGUCCGCACUAUGUCCUCCGCUGGACGUCGCCGCAGGUAGUCAAGGAAACGCAUGUCCCGCUCACAGAGUGGAAGUAUCCUUACAUGGGAUAAUCGCAGGCUUGGCUCUGCCCCUCGCCGUCCACUCUGCACUGAACUGUGACAUGAUUGUAAACAAGUGGCGUGCACGUCUUCCAAAGCACACGUGUGUGCGUGUGAGCUUUUUAAGUGAAGUCAACUUUUUACAUUUUUAUCGUGUAAUUUACCAAAACUAAAAUAUGAAUAAGUAUCAGUGUAAUAAUUGUCAUUUGCUAAUAAAAUAGGUACGUAACAAUAUAA